Messenger RNA from Nymphaea colorata (pocket water lily), 1973 nucleotides. Its product is annotated as 4-coumarate--CoA ligase 1-like. The coding region runs from base 100 to 1779 and encodes 559 amino acids. NCBI's taxonomy places the organism in Eukaryota, Viridiplantae, Streptophyta, Magnoliopsida, Nymphaeales, Nymphaeaceae. The transcript has 5 exons. Gene Ontology annotation, molecular function: CoA-ligase activity. The record is from RefSeq and is a predicted model, not a curated record.
CUCAUUUCCAUUCCUCACUGCGCACUCAAAUGCCAAUCCUUAUAUAUCUGCAACCCCACCCACUUGACCACCAAAAAAGGAACGCAAAAGAAAGCCAGUAUGCCUGCCGCCAUCGCCGCCACCACCAGCACCGCCGCAGCCACCACCAUUAAAAUGGGGGAUUCUCAGACUCAGGAGUUCAUUUUCCGGUCCAAGCUUCCAGACAUAGACAUACCGAACCACCUACCUCUCCACGCCUACUGCUUCCAGAAUCUGGAUGCCGUGAGGGACAAGGCCUGCAUCAUCGACGGGAGCACCGGGGACGUCUACACCUACGCCGAAGUCGAGCUUAACGCCCGCCGUGUGGCGGCCGGGCUGGCGAAGCUCGGCGUUCGGCAGCGCGAUGUGGUGAUGAUCCUGCUGCCCAACUCGCCGGAGUUCGCGUUCGUGUUUCUGGGCGCGAGCUACCGCGGCGCGACCACGACGACGGCCAACCCGUUUUACACCGCGGAGGAGAUCGGGAGGCAGGCGAGGGCGAGCAAGGCGCGGCUGGUGGUGACGCUGGCGGUGCACGCGGAGAAGGUGAGGGAGCUGCGGGAGAAGGAUGGGGUGAAGGUGGUGUGCGUGGACGAGGGGUACCCGGAGGGGUGCCUGCACGUUUCGUGCCUGACGGAGGCGGACGAGAGGGAGAUGCCGGAGGUGGAGGUGCUGCCGGAGGAUGUGGUGGCGCUGCCGUACUCGUCGGGGACGAUGGGGCUGCCCAAGGGGGUGAUGCUGACGCACCGGGGGCUCGUGACGAGCGUGGCGCAGCACGUCGACGGGGAGAACCCCAACAUGCACCUGAGGGAGGGGGACGUGGUGCUAUGCGUGCUGCCGAUGUUCCACAUCUACGCGCUGACGUCGGUGCUGCUCGGAGCGAUCAGGUCGGGGGCGACCGUCCUGGUGAUGAAGAAGUUCGAGGUAGGGAAGCUGAUGGAGCUGGUGCAGAGGCACCGGGUGACGGUGGCGCCGAUCGUGCCGCCCAUCGUGCUGACUCUGGUGAAGAAUCCGGACGUCGACCGCUACGACCUGUCGUCCAUCCGGAGGGUCGUCUCCGGCGCCGCGCCCAUGGGGAAGAAGCUCGAGGACGCCCUCCGAGCCAGGAUCCCCAACGCCGCCCUCGGUCAGGGAUAUGGGAUGACAGAAGCAGGCGCACUUUCGAUGUGCUUGGCCUUUGCAAAGGAGCCGAUGGAGGUGAAAUCAGGAUCCUGUGGGACUGUGAUAAGGAACGCAGAGAUGAAGAUUGUAGACCCAGAGACAGGGGCCUCUCUUCCUCACAAUCAGGCCGGUGAGAUCUGCAUUAGAGGUGCCCAAAUCAUGAAAGGUUAUCUGAAUGACGAGGAGGCGACGGCAAGGACGAUAGACAAGGACGGGUGGCUGCACAGCGGAGACAUCGGAUACGUGGAUGAAGAUGAGGAGCUCUUCAUAGUCGACCGUCUCAAGGAGCUGAUCAAGUACAAAGGCUUUCAGGUGGCCCCUGCCGAGCUGGAAGCCCUUCUUCUCACCCACCCUGCCGUCGUCGAUGCCGCCGUCGUCCCGAUGGAGGACGAGCUAGCAGGAGAGAUUCCGGUGGCAUUCGUCGUCAAAUCCCACGGCUCCGACGUCUUCGAGGAUGAUCUCAAGGCUUUUGUCGCCAAACAGGUGGUGUUCUACAAAAAGAUACACAAGGUUUUCUUUCUACAGACGAUCCCGAAGGCUCCGUCGGGGAAGAUUCUAAGGAAAGAUUUGAAAGCCAAGCUGGCCGCUUUGUCUACAAACUAAUUUGUUUUGUAGUUUCCACCUUUUCUCAGAUCAAAAGCCAGAAAGAUUAUGUGCGCAGUUUAUGACCAUAUUAAGGGCUUUAGCGUUUCAUAUAUGCAAGAUGUAUACGCUAGACAACAUAUGAUAUGUUCUUGACUGCGGUUUCAUAUAUCCUUCACUUACAAUAAUAAAUGUAAGUUUUCAUUUUGGCAGCA